Messenger RNA from Debaryomyces hansenii CBS767, 1104 nucleotides. Its product is annotated as DEHA2G03366p. The record is from RefSeq and is a predicted model, not a curated record. The transcript has a single exon. The coding region runs from base 1 to 1104 and encodes 367 amino acids. Lineage: Eukaryota; Fungi; Ascomycota; Pichiomycetes; Serinales; Debaryomycetaceae.
AUGGUAUCUGAUAAUGCUAAUGAUUUGGCCGUGUUGUUGAAUAUUCAAACUUGUUACCAUCAUGCUGAUAUUUUAGAUAGAGCAGUUGAUUUCAACAAUUCAUCAACUGGAGCUAGCUGGUUUGUAAUAACCGGCGUCAUUAUUAGUCUAUUUAUUCAAGUGUUUAUUGCUAUUCAUUCGAUCGCCACUUUUAUUUUUAGAAAUAGAGAUUUUGAGCAUCUUGGAAGAAAUAUUCGAUACCUAGGAGAUAACUUUGAGAUUUUAAAUGAAAAACAAGUGGAACUUUAUAGUACGGUUUCCUCGUUAAUUGGCACCAUUAAAUCUGAGACCAGAAAUCUACAUGGCAGACUUAAUCGUGGAGGAGACGUUCGAAGAGAAAUCGAAACCAUUUCUGAGAAUCUUGAAAAAACUAUUAUCGACUUCUCCCAAUUGAAAGGUUACCUAUACUCAAGCUGUGGUCCCACUGCUGCAAUUUUGCCUCCAGCUCCGAUUGAAAAUUCAGCAUAUUACAAAAAACUGUCUCAAGAAAGAAAAGUUCAAGGUACCUAUAAAAAUGAUGAAAACUCUAAGACUGAUAAAACAAAUGGGCAAAAAUCAACAGAAGAGAUCAAUAAUUCUCACUCUAAACUUCCUACUUUAGUAGCUAAUUCUAAAGUAGAUUCAAGUAUUGCUAUUGGUUCUAUUCGAAAUGAAAACACUGAUCCAAAUAGUUCCAACUUUAGUAAAUCAUUUGAUAUUUCUACCACUGAAGGAAGGGAAAAAUGGAAAAAAUAUAUUAGAGAACAAUUGGUCAAACCCAAGUUUACACAGCCCUCAACAGUUCCUUGUAAUGGCAAUGGCAAUGUUUUGAAACAAAUCGAUCCUUGUAAUGGCAAUGGCAAUUCUGUUUUAAAGCAAAUUGAUAUUAACCAUCUUCUUAAUGAAAAUGAUUCUAAAGUGCUUAAUAUAAGGUACCAGGAUGUAUUAAAGAGAGAUCAAAAUAAUAAUAAAUUUAGACGUAUCUUUAUUCUUGGUAGAGGGUGGGUAUCAUCCAAGAAGUUGGAGCAAGAAGAAACGAAAUUUGGACCUUCAAGUUUUAUUAAGCUUGAAGACACUGAAGUUUGA